Messenger RNA from Triticum dicoccoides, 1933 nucleotides. Its product is annotated as organic cation/carnitine transporter 4-like. NCBI's taxonomy places the organism in Eukaryota, Viridiplantae, Streptophyta, Magnoliopsida, Poales, Poaceae. The record is from RefSeq and is a predicted model, not a curated record. Gene Ontology annotation, biological process: transmembrane transport. Gene Ontology annotation, molecular function: transmembrane transporter activity. The coding region runs from base 1 to 1359 and encodes 452 amino acids. The transcript is spliced from 3 exons. Gene Ontology annotation, cellular component: membrane.
AUGCAGGUAGGGCAGCCGAGGCCCCGCCGCCACCAUCCUUGGCACCCUGGGCUUGCCCGGCGGCUGCCACAGGCGGCGGCGAGGAGAUGGGGCAAGAACCCAAAACACAGCUUAUUAGCUUAUUUGUUUGCUUUUACAUUGUUGCUUCAUGUGACUGAUCAUAUCGUUGGUUGGUUGGUUGCAGGAUCCGGUGUCUUUGGACACCUGUCAGAUUCUUUUUUAGGUCGGAAAGGUUCCCUCCAGUUAGUGUGCUUCCUUAGUGGAGGCUUCGGCCUUCUCACCUCGCUCUCCCCCAACUAUUGGGUCUAUGCGGCCUUCCGCCUACUCACGGGCUUUAGUGCCGGAAGCAUUUGCUUUUGCUCCUUCGUCCUUGCCACGGAACCUAUUGGGCCAUCCUAUCGAGGCGUCGUUGGCACAUCCACUUGCUAUUUCUUCUCCGGCGGUAUUGCGGCCCUUGCUGGCAUCACAGCAUUGUUCCAGUCCUCUUGGCGCAUCCUUUACAUUAUCACCUCUCUGCCAUCCCUCGCAUUCAUGCUCAUCGCCAUGCCAUUCGUCUCUGAGUCCCCGCGUUGGUACCUCGUGCGUUGCCGGAUGGAUGAUGCGAUGCGUGUCCUACGAGACAUAGCAUCCACCAAUGGCAAGAGCAUCCCACAUUGCGUGGGGCUCAUGCUCGACGAUGAGGACGACAUCGCCAAGAAGGUUGUGGAGACGUCGUCGGUCUUAGAUGUGUUUCGGUCGCAGACAAUGCGGGCUAGGCUCGUGCUCUUAGUUAUCAUCACCUUUCUUUGCUCAGUGGUGUACUUUGGGUUGACCCUCAAUGUGGUCAACCUAAAGAUCAACCUUUACAUCAGUGUGGUUGUUAACUCUCUCGCUGAGAUGCCUGCAUACCUAGUCACUGCGGUGCUCCUUCAACACUUCGGCCGAAAGCCACUCACAAUUGGCUCGAUGCUUCUCAGCGGCGUCUUCUGCACAACUGAUAGUCUUAUUCCCGACUUCGGUGCCAUGAGGGUAGCGAGGAUGGCAUGUGGGGUGGUCGGGAUCUUUGGAAUGGCGGGAACAUACAACCUAUUGCUCGUAUAUGCGUCAGAGUUGUUCCCAACGGUGGUGCGUACCAUCGCACUGGGGUGCAAGGCACAGGGGUCACAAAUGGGGGCCAUACUAGCGCCCAUAGUGGUGUUGCUUGGCGAGCGGGUGCCAUUCGUGGUGUUCGGCGUGUUGGCCAUCAUCGGUGGGCUACUGGUGUUCUGCCUCCCGGAGACUAUGAAUAAGCCUUUGUAUGACACCAUGGCUGGUAUGGAGAAAGGGGAGAGAUCAACAAAAGGGGGAGAUGAAGUUGCAACUAGUAACUCCCUAAUCUAAUCACUUAGGCUAAAAGCAUUGGCGCACUGAAAUAUCAUUGUUGCCCAUAAAACAAUGUUGCACAAAAGAGCGAAUCACACAAAUUGGAUUGUCUACUUGUUUUAUCUUGGGAAAUGUCUAUACAUUGUUUCGUUUCUUGAUAAAUCAUAUAUUUUGUAAGUCUAAAUUAUUUCAGAAUCGAUGACCCACACAUAUCCAUGCAUUGAUUUUUUUCAGUGUAAAAUACGUGUUGCAAAUAUAAGAUGAAUUGUGGUAUAUUGUGUUGCAACUAAGUGUCGAUCCUGCAGCCCAAAACCCAUGGGGGUCACAAAAUAAUUGUCGCACGAGGUCAAAUGAUGACAUCUUUGGCCCAUGGUAAGGGUGAUGUCACACUAACUAGGACGAUUUAUAUUCAUAUAUGUUUGCGUAUGUGUUUUUUAAAGUGUUCGUGCAUUCGACACACAAGGAAUCAGACCCCUGGUUUGAUGCUUUGGUGUCUCAUCGAUGCGAACUAUUCUUUUAGUUGGAAGCGACGUUCUAGUCAAUAGUGAGACGUCAAUGGUGAUUUCAUCAAUCUUGUAGCUCUGCAGUUUCG